AUGGACUUUCAGAACGCCCAACAUCUGGUGGCCGCUGCCCAGAAGGUGCGCGCGGAAUACCUCCAAAGCGCCCACACCACCGCCAUCUCCGUCCAGCAAAAGGCCACCUGCCGCAACGAUCCCGUCAACGGCCCCCUCUGGGUCAGUAAAUUCUCCCUCCCCAGUCCAAUUGACGAUAACUCGCGCGAGCUUCUCCUACAGCUGAUAGACGAGGCAAACGAGCACCAGGUGCGCUACGAGCAUUCGGCGUCGGUUCCGCUGGACUUUGAAUGGGUGGGAUACCGCAGCAAUGUCCAGAAGGACACCCCGGAGCCCGCAAUUGAGGAACAGGAGAAGUUUGAGAAGUUGAUGGCGGAGACCAAGAGCCCCUUGACUAUACUUUACCUCUACGGGGGCUCCUUUGUGUUUGUGCUUCCAUUAUUAAACUCCCCCUCUAGCUAUCGCAAACAUGCCGCCUCAUUGGCGCAAGCCACAGGAGCCAAGGUCCUGCUCGUGCGACAGCGACUGGCUCCUCAGAAUCCCUUUCCAGCUGCCCUCCUAGACGCCUUCCAAGCCUAUCUAGCCUUGCUAAGCCCCCCUGGGGGCAGUCCACACAAAGCUGUGCCGGCCUCUUCGAUUGUGGUCGCCGGUGAUAGCUCCGGCGCCUGUCUAGCCCUAGGACUCCUCCAGGUCCUGCUCCGAUUGCAGCGUCGGGAUGCCACAAUCACUUUCCAUGGAGCGAAACAGGCGCCCGUCGUGCCGGCCGGGAUGUCCCUCCUCAGUCCUGUGGCUGACCUCACCAAUGCCUUCCCAUCGUUCGAACACAAUGCUUACUGUGACAUCUUCCCCGUCCCGAUCGAGAAGCUGCCCUACCUGGAAAAGACGUUCCCGACCUGUCCGGCUUGGCCUACGCGUCCACCGCGUGCCAACCUCUACUGCGAGGCAGGUAUGCUCGCGCAUCCGCUCGCAAGCCCUGCGGCUGCCGACGACUGGACCGGCGCCUGUCCCCUUUGGCUGGGGUCGGGUCAGGAGCAGAUCGUCGACGCGUCACGACUGGUGGCCCGGGAGGUGCAUCGCGCAGGCGGGUCUAUCACCCUUCGUGAGUACGAGAACAUGCCCCACACUUUCUUCUUCGUGUUCCGGAUGGCGCCGCAGACAAAGCAGAUCCUGGCGGAAUGGGCUCAGUCGAUCGUGCGAUUUGAGCGGGGGGAGCGACCGGCCUCGAGUGCUCAGUUCAUCCGGGCGCGGGGUCUGACGGCGGAACCGCUGGUGGUGGAGGAUCUGGUGCCGUUCACGGUGCAACAGGCGCAGCAGUGGAUAUGGACCAAGACCCAUGGCUAUAAAGUGCCGGCCUUCCACCAAGAGGGCCGAUCCAGCUUGGCCGUAAGCCCAGUCACCCCCUCAGGAACUGGAUUAACUGUACUGUGGGCAAACCUGAUAACAGGACACACCAUGGAUGCCCUCCUGUUACUAUCCCUGGUUCUGGUGGCCCUAAUCUCCCUCCUAGCCUACCGGGUCUAUUUCCACCCUCUGGCGCAUAUCCCCGGCCCUCCGUUGGCCAAGGUGAGCUAUCUCUAUGAGUGGUACUAUGACCUUUACCAGAGUGGUCAGUUCACCUUCCAACUGAAGGAUCUGCAUAGAAAAUAUGGCCCAGUCAUUCGCAUUAACCCCGACGAGGUUCAUAUCGAUGAUCCCGAUUUCUUCGACCAGGUCUUCAACCAGACUAAUGGCCGUGCUGAGAAGCCCUUGCGCGUCGCGGAGGCCUUUGGGCCAUAUCCAGCCACUAUUGGGACCCAGUCGCAUGACCUGCAUCGCCUGCGACGCAGCGCUCUGAACCCAUUCUUUCCCAAGAAAUCUGUCAACGACCUCGUUCCAGUAAUGAGGCGGCCCAUUAAAAUUCUACGCGAGCGCCUGCAACAAGCUGCGCAGACCGGCGAAAUGUUGAAUAUGAAAUAUAUAUACGCCGCCGUCACCCUAGAUAUCAUCAAUGCCUACUGCUUUGCCCAUGAGCCGCACAAUGUGGGCCAGCCAGAUUUCGGCCGCAAGGGGUUUGACGACGUAGACAGCUUCUUGGAGGUGAGCCUGCUGAAUAUCCAUAUUCCGUGGGCCAUGCGCUUCACCUAUUCAUUACCGGAUCGCGUGAAUAAGAUCCUAGCUCCUGCCAUGGCAGAUAUUCUAGAUUUCCGUCGGGACUUGUCUCGGCAGGUGGAGGCUAUUCGAAAUGGGGAGGAUAUGACCUAUAAGAAUGCCAGUCAUCGCACUGUCUUCCAUGAGCUGCUAAAUAGUAAACUCCCCCCAGCAGAGCUGCGGCGGGAUCGGCUGCGUGAUGAAGCAUUUAGCUUGGUGACAGCAGGCUCUGGGACAACAUCCUAUGUGUUGCGAGGCACGGCAUAUCAUAUUGCCGCCAACCCGUCUGUGCGACAGCGACUGCAUGACGAACUCGUGGCCAACAUCCCCGAUCCUCAGCAGUUUCCCACACUGACCACACUUGAGCAGCUCCCCUACCUAACGGCCGUGAUACAGGAGGGGCUACGUCUGUGUGAUCCGGUCACCCACCGGAUCAGCCGCCAAUUUCCUGACCACCCGCUUCAGUGCCGCGGAAUCUUCAUCCCUGCCAACAUGACCGUGGGGAUGACUGCCAUGCUUGCCCAUCCCAACGAGACCAUUUUCCCCGAACCUCGUGUUUUCCGGCCCGAGCGGUGGUUGGGACCCGACGGCAAGCAACUGGAACGCUACUUGGUGCCCUUCAAUCGGGGUCCGCGCUCGUGUCUGGGCAUGAAUCUGGCCCGUGCAGAGCUCGUUUUGAUUCUCGCAACAGUCUUCCGUCAGUUUGACUUUGAUGUUUCCGCCGUCCGACGGGAGCGCGACAUCGACGUGAGUCGUGAUUAUAUUCUGGGGGCGCAGGCGCGCGACACACCGGGAAUCCUGGUCACGGUGAGGGAGGGUUAG
Molecule: messenger RNA, 2928 nt
Organism: Aspergillus bombycis
Lineage: Eukaryota; Fungi; Ascomycota; Eurotiomycetes; Eurotiales; Aspergillaceae
Product: putative benzoate 4-monooxygenase cytochrome P450
Exons: 8
Coding region: 1-2928 (975 amino acids)
Molecular function (GO): hydrolase activity; oxidoreductase activity, acting on paired donors, with incorporation or reduction of molecular oxygen; monooxygenase activity
Source: RefSeq, a predicted model, not a curated record